Molecule: messenger RNA, 4166 nt
Organism: Osmia bicornis bicornis
Lineage: Eukaryota; Metazoa; Arthropoda; Insecta; Hymenoptera; Megachilidae
Product: zinc finger protein 768-like
Exons: 3
Coding region: 437-2674 (745 amino acids)
Biological process (GO): regulation of transcription by RNA polymerase II
Cellular component (GO): nucleus
Molecular function (GO): RNA polymerase II cis-regulatory region sequence-specific DNA binding; DNA-binding transcription factor activity, RNA polymerase II-specific
Source: RefSeq, a predicted model, not a curated record
UAUUUUAUUUUAUUUUCCGGCGGAGUUUUUUUUACGCUCGUGAUUCGAAACGAUCUCGUUUACACGGAGGGAUCGCGACGUAAUAAAGAAUCGGCAAGAGGAAAAGAAGGAACGCGCGAAAGGAGAGCUGAAGAGAGAAGAAAAACCGUGAGCCGAACGAACGAGCAGACACACGUUUCGCGCGUUUGUCGUUCGUCACGUCACAUCUUGCCCGCCGUGAUCACGCGAACGUGCGCGCUUCGGAUCUACGUUAUAUACGCUUUUGUACGACACUUUGCCACCCACGUAUACAUACAUGUAUAGACGAACGGCGCGGUAACACGCAUCCACGUAACGUCGCUCUGUCCCGGAACGAAAACCGGCGAGAAGAGUUUUAAAGAAAGAAUAGAGAAAAAAGGUAUAUUGUGAACAAACGCGCGACGAAUAAACAGUGUAAAUGGCGCUCUCGGCACAGAACCAGUCGACGUCAUACGUGAACUUGUAUUACUCGAUCGUCCAACGUGCGGCGACACGCUACUUUAAGGAAUAUUACAACUCCGAUACUGGCGCGCCCUACGUAUUGUACAAGGACAACAUGGAGAGACCCCAGGGGCAAUGGGGCCCGGGGCCGGGAUCUCUCCAGGACGGGGGACUGUAUCCGCAGCAACAGCAACAACAGCAACAGCAGGGCUCCUCCUCGUCCGGCAGUCCACAGCAGGCCUGUGGUCCUCCUGUCGAAGGAGAAAGCGGUCCCCCGCCUUCGUUGGCCUCUCCCGUGCCCUCACCGUACCCCUCGGCACCGCCUGAGCCUCAAGCCUUAACCCCACCCGACGACGACAUACAAUCGAGUCAAGCCACCUCUCAACAACAGCAGCAACAGCAACAACAACAACAGCAGCAGCAACAGCAACAAACGCAACAGCAAGUGCAACAGCAGCAGCAGCAACAACAGCAGCAGCAGCAGCAAGUUCAACAGCAACAGCAGCAGCAGCAACAACAACAACAGACUCAACAACAAGAUCAUUCGCCUCAACAACAACUAACGCCGCACGAAGUGGACCGUACCGACUGUUUUCCUGGCGCUGGAGAGCUGCAGCAGUAUCCACAGCACUAUUUCAAAGAGGCCAGGCCCCAUCCAUCGCCAUCCGUACCCCCACACAUGCUCACACCGAGUGGUUUCUCCGCGUUACAUUAUUUAAAACAACCUGGCGUAAUGCUUACGUCCCUCGGCCAAGGAGACGGUGGGCCCACAUUGGAUCCUCAUCAAUACGCGAGCCCCGGGGCACCGAACAUGAGCACCGGUUUGCCGGACAUCGUCCAACAGAGCGGCAAGUCGGGAAAAGGAGCGAACAGCGAUCUACGUUUGUUCAAGUGUCUGACUUGCGGGAAAGAUUUUAAACAGAAGUCGACGCUACUACAACACGAGCGGAUCCAUACGGACAGUCGGCCAUACGGGUGUCCAGAGUGCGGGAAGCGGUUCAGGCAACAAUCGCAUCUAACGCAGCACCUUCGCAUACACGCGAACGAGAAGCCGUACGCUUGCGUUUACUGCGAGCGUACGUUCCGGCAGCGUGCGAUCCUCAACCAGCAUCUGCGCAUCCACUCGGGUGAGAAGCCAUACCAAUGUCCGGAGUGCGGAAAACACUUCCGUCAGAAGGCGAUCCUGAAUCAGCACGUCCGCACACACCAAGACGUGAGCCCGCAUCUGAUCUUCAAGAACGGGAUGACGCCGACGCUCUGGCCGCAGGACGUGCCGUUCCCGCCUGAGGAGGGAAAAGAGGAAGUUGCAUCGACGUUCGGUGACACGGACACCCAGUCGGGAGCAUUCAGCCCGGCGCCGGACGCGAAUUCCAUCCAGUAUCCCGCCUACUUCAAGGACCCGAAGGGUGGCAAUCACGCGGUCUUCGGUCCCGCUGGAACCGGCAGCUUCGGUGCUCUCCAGUAUAUCAAGCAACAGGGCGGCACCAAGAGCUGUUUACCGGACGUGAUACAACACGGUCGCUCCGCGGGGAUGCCGUUGUACGUACGAUGUCCGAUCUGUCAGAAGGAGUUCAAGCAAAAGUCCACGUUGCUGCAGCACGGUUGCAUACACAUCGAGUCGAGACCGUAUCCCUGCCCGGAGUGUGGUAAAAGGUUCAGGCAACAGUCCCACCUGACCCAACACCUUCGCAUACACACGAACGAAAAGCCGUACGGCUGCGUCUACUGCGGACGUAAUUUCCGUCAACGCACCAUCUUGAAUCAACAUUUACGUAUCCAUACCGGCGAGAAACCGUACAAGUGUCAACAGUGCGGCAAAGAUUUUCGUCAGAAGGCGAUACUGGACCAGCAUACGCGCACCCAUCAGGGUGACCGACCGUUCUGCUGUCCGAUGCCGAAUUGUAGGCGGCGUUUCGCCACCGAACCCGAGGUAAAGAAGCACAUCGACAACCAUAUGAACCCGCACGCGGCCAAGGUGCGUAGGAACUCGAGCAGCGAUUCGAAACCACCCGGUACACCGGCCGGUCUGGGUCCUGUACCGGUGCCACGAGGUCUCACGCCUACGGUCGUCAAGCCGGAGCUCUAUUUCCCGCAAUGUUACGCGCCCGCGUUCAAUCAUCAACCGCCAGUGUCGACGGCGCAGUUCCCGGCUCAGGCGAACGGUGUAUCCGUUGCCGGCGAGUUCAAACCACCGACUGGUCUGCCGCCGCAGUGACUAACCGUCCAUCCUGCCGCCUACUAGCAAGCAGGAAUACCGCUGAGGUUUCAGCGAUGCUUCGGUCACGCGUUACAGAGCGACGCGACAGCGGCAGCAGUCGCAGCAGCAGCAGCAGCAACCACGUCCAGUGUCGCGCCGCACCGAUGCAGCCAGCAGCCGAUCCAGCAACACUACCCGUGACAUUUAUCGUGCAUUUACUAGCCUCUUUCUUUUCGUUUCGCGAUUCGCUUACUUUCCUCGUUCCAUUGCUUCGCGCAGCCUCGGAACCCCUCACGGCCAGCUAGUACUGAGCUCGACGGUGAUCGACCGGCUUCCCAUUAUUUCCAUCAACUUCUAUACGCGUCUUUCCGUUUCUACGCUCAAACUGCCUGAUCCCUUUUCCUUCGACGAACGUAGACCAACAGUCGCGGAGAUCGCCAAAGUACACUUUACGAUAAGCAACUGUUUUCUCUGAUCACCGAUCAUCGUUACCUGACGAAUACUCUGCUUCACCGGACGCAGCCAACCGAGACCGUGUUCUACCACGGCGUAACACAAUGACUAUAGAUAGUUUAAGCAAGAUAGAAAGUAAAUCCAGUCGGAUAUAUCCAACGAGCUACGCGACUGUCGAGGGAUUCGAGAGGGAAAGAGGAGGGCAAGCUUGGUGCGGCCAAGCCUUUCUCGUCGUUCACCGUCGAGCACAUCACCGGCGUCGAUUGAGUGAAUCAACCAACGAAGAAUCUCGUCUAUUCCCCUAAAACCUCCCCGAUACGUAUUUUUUAUAUAUAUUAAAUGAAUUAACGACGUACCUUGUCGCGUUUUUUUUCGUGGAUACGCGAAUAGCUCGAGAGAGUUCGGUGGUUCAGCGCGCAGGCAGGCCGUCCGAGGUGUCGUUCGUUACACCGCUCAUAAAUACACAUCACUACAGACACACGAAAACACGCAUACUCGUAUACGCCGUGUUUCGUAAAGACACACGGGGGGGUUAAUAUUGAUGUUCCAUCUCGAUCAGAACAUUGCCCGAAUGAAACAAAUUUAAAAAAAAAAUCUAAACGAUUGUGAUACGAUAUUUAACUUGCCUAUGUUUAAAGAGACAAAGAAAUGGAAAGCAACAGAAUGAGAAAGAAGAAGCGGCAAAAUGUGAGAUACCAUGGGAGGAAGAUACGUUUGCCUCGAUAGAGGAAGGUGAAUACACGACCACGAGAGGAAUGCCUGUAAAUAUGUAAAGCCGUUCACUUCGACGAACAAAUAAAACGGGGAAAGGUAAAAAAAAAAGAAAGAAAGAAAGAAGAAGAGCACGUUGAAAUGGCGCGAAAAAGAAGUGCGUGAGUGCGUGAAUGCUUUACGUGUGUGAAAGAAGGAGAGAAAGAGAUGCUCGAACGCGGGGGUGGAAGAAGGCCGAACGGAGGAUACGAGAGUGGGUAAAGGAUCGUUGAAGAGAUACACAAGAAAAAAGAAGGCAAAAAUUGAAGAAGAAACAGCAAAGAAAUAAAAGAAGGUAAAGGAAAAA